Messenger RNA from Podarcis muralis (Common wall lizard), 843 nucleotides. NCBI's taxonomy places the organism in Eukaryota, Metazoa, Chordata, Lepidosauria, Squamata, Lacertidae. The record is from RefSeq and is a predicted model, not a curated record.
AUGGCUGACAGGAACAGCAGUAGAGUCAAGGUGUUUGUGUUCAUGGGAUUCACUGAUCGUCCAGAGUUGGCUGCCACCAUGUUUGCAUUGUUUCUCAUGAACUAUUGCAUUACAAUUGUGGGGAAUCUCGGGAUGCUUUUGUUAAUUAGGGUUGAUGCUUGCCUUCACACCCCCAUGUAUUUCUUCCUUAGUAAUUUGUCCUUCUUAGACAUUUGCUAUUCAACUACCAUCAGUCCCAGGCUGCUGGUUGACCUCUUAAGGGAAAGGAAAGUGAUUACAUAUCCUGAGUGUCUAGUUCAAUUCUAUUUCUAUGUAACUUUUGCCACCACUGAGUGUUACCUCCUGGCUGCUAUGGCAUAUGAUCGGUACAUGGCCAUCUGCAACCCACUCACCUAUACAAUCACCAUGUCUCAGAAAGUUUGUGCUUUUCUGGUGGCUGGUUCAUACAUUGCUGGAUCUGUCAAUGCUAUGAUACACACAGGAUGUUUGACUCAUUUAUCGUUCUGUGGCCCUAAUGUCAUUGAUCAUUUUUUUUGUGAAGGUCCCCCGGUUUUUGAACUUUCCUGUUCUGAUACAAGUAUAAAUUUGUAUGCAAUGUUUGCAUUUGUGGGCUUUAACCUGGUGGUCACUCAUUUGACAGUCCUUAUCUCUUACUCUUAUAUUGUCCUCCGUAAGGUCCUCCGUGGGACAUACCAGGAGAGGGGGAAAAAGAUGGCCAACAGGAGCAGCAGCAGAGGGAAAUUGUUUGUGCUCUUGGGAUUCAAUGAUCAUCCAGAGUUGGCUGCAAUCUUGUUUGCAUUGUUUGCAUUAAAUCCCAUAGUCCUGACAACUUUCAGGGGUUAA